Messenger RNA from Macadamia integrifolia, 3939 nucleotides. Its product is annotated as kinesin-like protein KIN-14R. The transcript has 19 exons. Bases 183 to 3533 code for a protein of 1116 amino acids. Lineage: Eukaryota; Viridiplantae; Streptophyta; Magnoliopsida; Proteales; Proteaceae. Gene Ontology annotation, biological process: microtubule-based movement. The record is from RefSeq and is a predicted model, not a curated record. Gene Ontology annotation, molecular function: microtubule motor activity; microtubule binding; ATP binding.
AAUUUGGACAUCUCCGUCUCUCGGACCAUAGCGAAGAAAAGGGGAAAGGAGGAUCGAAUCAGCUUCUAGUCUUUCCGAAACCUAACGCAGUAAUAUUUCAGGACAGUACUUACGCCAUUGCCGGAUUUCAAGAUCUUGAAGUUUUCAGGUUUUCAUAAUACCGAAGUCUCGUCUUAGCCCCAAUGGAAGAGAUCCAACCAAGCACAACACAUCUCGAUUGGGAGAAAGAACCACCAGUGAUCAACUUAUCGUUUGGCAUCAAAGAUGAACCUCCAAUUGCUGGAAUCCAAUAUAGCAGUGAGCACGAUGAUGAUGAUGAUGAUGAUGAUAAUGCAGAUCCUGAAGAUUCAAUGCUCUGUCUUUGGGGUUCAAGGCUUGUCCAUGCCGGGUUUUCUAGGGUUAAGUGUACAGAGGAUUUUGUGAUGUUUGUGAAUGCUGGUGGUGGGACAUUAAGGGAAGAAGAUGCCAAUAUGAUAUUCAAGCCCGACAUCUGCUUCCAAGGAGGGAAUGUUUUAAGAACAGAUGAGAGUAUAAUAGAUGGGGGAGACUAUCCAUUGAUCUAUCAGUCCGCACGGUUUGGAAACUUCUUUUACCAUUUUGACAAUCUUUCACCUGGAGAUUAUUUUGUUGACCUUCAUUUUGCGGAGAUCAUAAACACAAAUGGACCCAAAGGAAUGAGGAUCUUCAAUGUCUAUGUGCAGGAAGAGAAGGUUUUAUCUGAACUUGAUAUUUACUCAAUUAUUGGAGCCAAUAAGCCAUUGCAACUGAUUGAUGCCAAGGUCUCUGUGGGUGAGGAUGGUGCAAUAACAAUAAGGUUUGAAGAAGUACAAGGAAGCCCACUGGUCAGUGGGAUAUGCAUUAGGAGAGCACCAAAAUUUUCUGCUACCCAGGUGAAAUCUGAUCACCUUAUUUGUAAAUACUGUGCUGCUGAGAUAGAAGUUCCUUCAGAUCAGAAGAAACUUAUGCGGAUGAAAUUUACAGCCAAGUAUGAGAAAAAGAUAGAAGAAUUGACUACCCAGUGCAAGCUGAAGACAGAUGAGUGCCACGAGGCUUGGAUGUCUCUGACAGCUGAAAAUGUGCGGCUAGAGAAGGUUAUGAUGGAACUUGACAAUAAGGUCUUCCAAAUUCACUCCCAAGAUCAAGCUAUGGAAAAGCAAGGGACAGAACUGAGGGAUAUCUGUAGUAGAUAUGACCAUGAUAAGAAGUUCUGGAUUGCUGCUGUUAAUGAUUUAGAAGAAAAAUUUAAGACUCUGAAACAGGAGCAUUCUAAACUCUCUCAUGAAGCUCAUGAGUGUGCUGAUUCAAUUCCAGAAUUGAAUAAAAUGGUCUUUGCAGUACAGGCUUUGGUUGCACAGUGUGAGGAUCUUAAAGUGAAGUAUAGUGAAGAGCAGAUAAAGAGGAAAAAACUCUUCAAUCAAAUCCAGGAAGCAAAAGGGAAUAUCAGGGUUUUCUGUCGAUGCCGUCCACUAAGUAAGGGGGAAGUUUCUGCAGGGUACGCAACAAUUGUAGACUUUAAUGCAGCCAAGGAUGGAGAAUUAGGGAUUUUGAAUGGUGGUACAAUGAAAAAGACCUUCAAAUUUGACAGAGUUUAUACACCAAAGGAUGAUCAAGCUGCUGUGUUUGAGGAUGCCUCAUCCUUGGUGAUAUCAGUGUUAGAUGGAUAUAAUGUCUGCAUAUUUGCAUAUGGGCAAACGGGGACAGGAAAGACUUUUACGAUGGAGGGUACAGAGCAGAACCGGGGAGUCAAUUAUAGGACUCUGGAUCAGUUGUUCAAAAUCAUGAAGGAUAGGAGUGAGACUUUUAAAUACAAUAUAUCAGUUAGUGCGCUUGAAGUCUACAAUGAGCAGAUCAGGGACUUGCUUGCCACAUCACCAGCAUCCAAAAAGUUGGAGAUACGGCAAGCUUCCGAAGGGGUUCAUCAUGUUCCAGGAAUUGUUGAAGCCAAAGUUGAGAACAUAAAAGAGGUCUGGGAUGUUCUACAGGCUGGAAGUAAUGCUAGGGCUGUUGGAUCCAACAACGUGAAUGAGCAUAGCAGCCGGUCUCAUUGCAUGCUUUCUAUAAUGGUAAAAGCGAAGAAUCUGUUAAAUGGAGAGUGCACAAAGAGCAAACUUUGGCUUGUGGACUUAGCAGGCAGUGAGAGGCUUGCAAAAACUGAAGUGCAAGGUGAGCGGCUCAAGGAAGCUCAGAAUAUCAAUAGAUCACUUUCGGCCCUUGGGGAUGUCAUAUCUGCUCUAGCAAGCAAAAGCAGUCAUAUUCCAUAUAGGAAUUCCAAAUUGACACAUUUGCUCCAAGAUUCAUUAGGGGGUGAAUCCAAAACUCUGAUGUUUGUGCAAAUAAGCCCUUCAGAACACGACUUAGGUGAGACAUUAAGUUCAUUGAACUUUGCAACUCGGGUUCGAGGAAUUGAGUUGGGUCCUGUAAAGAAGCAGAUUGACAUUAGUGAGCUUCAAAAGAUGAAAACAUUGCUUGAAAAAGCACAGCUGGAGUCUAGAUCAAAAGAUGAUUCCUUACGGAAGCUGGAGGAUAACAUUCAAAACUCUGAAAAUAAGGCUAGAAGCAAAGAUCAGCUUUGCAAAAAUCAACAGGAAAAAGUAAAAGAACUUGAAAGCCAGCUUGAGUUGAAGAUAGAGUUACACAGACAGCUGGAGAAGCAAUGUCGGCAUCUUGCAGAGAAAUUGAAGGGAAGUGAAGAAACUUGCAUGACCCUUCAACAAAAGGUUAAGGAGCUUGAAAACAAGUUGAAAGAGAGACAGCAAAUGGAGUCUAUCACUUUUCAACACAAGGUCAAAGAUCUUGAAGAGAAGCUGAAAGACAGAGAACUUCAGUCUGUAUCAGAUUCUAUCACCCUUCAGCAAAAGGUCAAGGAACUGGAGAGCAGGCUGAAAGAGCAAGAACAAAACUCAGAGUCCAAAUUCCUUAAGCAGAAGGUUAAGAAGCUUGAAGACAAACUAAGAGAGCGAGAACAAAAGGAUUCUAUGCUACUAUUGAAUCCAACAGGGAAGUCAGGAGUAGCUACCCCAACUGAAGGAAAGGCCCAGUCCAGGGAGGAAUCCAUGAGUGAAAUUGAUCCCCAGAUUCUAAGGAGCUCAAGUUCAAUCAAUCGCCCAAUGAAUCAUGGUUCUGUUUUGCUACGUGGGACUGAACCCCUCCAUGAGAUUAAGAGGAAAAGAGAUAUCCAAAGUGGUGAGGUGGAGAACAAUUCUUCACUUGUAAAGAAGAGCUCAAGUUCAAUCAAUCGCCCAAUGAAUCAAGGUUCUGUUUUGCUACGUGGGACUGAACCCCACCAUGAGAUUAAAAGGAAAAGAGAUACCCAAAGUGGUGAGGUGGAGAACAAUUCCUCACUUGUAAAGAAGAGGGUGCGAACUGAGCUUGGGAAAGUUAGGCAAAUUGACCCAGUUAAACCGUUGACGAGAGUUACAAGACCAACCAAACCAGUUAAUACUGCUCCAAAGAUUUUUCCUCGUGGCAGAAUCAGCAGAGAUCAGGUCCAAGGAAUCAAGGAGAGAGAUAAGACUAGGGGAUGGUCAAGAUAGUGAAAGACGUGAAAACUAGUGAAGCCAGGCCUGUCUUGGAUGUAUCCAUACCAUCCUUCCUCUCUUCUUCUCCCCCCUCCUACUUAAACACAAGCAAAAGUCCUUGUAAGCAAAUGUUCUCACUGUUGAAUGGAGGAGAAUCAUAGCAGUUACUGGAAAUGUAUUCCAUGACACAAACAGAUAUUGAUCUUGAGCCCAAUUUUUCUGGGUUGAGAAGGGUUGAAAUGUUAGCAAUAUAAUCUUUGAUGCAUGCAUAUAAAUUAUGCUGAAGCAGAAACAUUAGUGUACAAACGUUCUCACCAUCUAAUCGGAAGUUAAUAUGGUGACAGUAGCUCAAAUUUGAAAAUUCAGGAUCAAGGAUUUGUUAAUGAAUGAACUAAAAUAUGGUGAUAAACCAAUUUCUCUA